AUACACAUCAAAUACUCAAGUGUAAGAAGGAAAAGUGAGAAUAUGAAUUCAUUCUUAUCAUUCAAUGUAAUUUUAGUAUUAGUUUUCCUUACAGCGAUUUUGAUUUCUGGGAGAGUCCAAGCACAAACAUGUGAACCUAGUGAAAAUCUCAUAGGUGCAGAAUCUCCACCAGGUGAAAGCAAUACAAAUUUGGAUGCUGACUGUUGUAAACCAGGAGAAUCUUACCAAAUUUUUACGUGUUCACCCACAGACCAACGAGCUAUCUUGACGAUAAACAGUUUUGAGGAAGGUGGAGAUGGUGGCGGGGUAUCAGAAUGUGAUGAGCAAUUUCAUUCUAAUGAUACUCCAGUUGUAGCGUUAUCAACUGGAUGGUUUAACAAUCGAGAACGAUGUCUGCCUUCAAUAACCAUAGAAGGCAAUGGGCGGAGUGUGGUAGCUAUGGUGGUCGAUGAAUGUGACUCAACCAUGGGUUGUGACGAGGAGCAUGCUUAUCAACCACCAUGCCGUAAUAAUAUUGUUGAUGCCUCCGCUGCAGUUUGGGAAGCAUUAGGUGUUCCUAGUGAAGACUGGGGCGAGCUUGAUAUUACUUGGUCUGAUGCUUAGUCAUAUGAGAUGAUUAUAUAUAAAAAAUCAGUACCAAGGAAAAAAAAAAUAUUGUUGAAUUAAAUGUGUCAGAAGUUUUCGAAGUAAGUAUAAAGGAAACCUCGUAUCUAUUUAGUUAAGCUUCAGAAAAAAUCAAAAAUCAAAAAACUCUGUCUAGUUACUAGUUAUGUAAACUAAUUAUGUAAAAACAAAGCAGGAGAUCACUGAUCAAUUGGUCAGAUGUUUUAUUCUUU
Molecule: messenger RNA, 836 nt
Organism: Papaver somniferum (opium poppy)
Lineage: Eukaryota; Viridiplantae; Streptophyta; Magnoliopsida; Ranunculales; Papaveraceae
Product: putative ripening-related protein 1
Exons: 1
Coding region: 43-603 (186 amino acids)
Source: RefSeq, a predicted model, not a curated record